Messenger RNA from Rhodotorula graminis WP1, 2340 nucleotides. RefSeq lists its product as uncharacterized. Bases 1 to 2283 code for a protein of 760 amino acids. Gene Ontology annotation, biological process: cell division. NCBI's taxonomy places the organism in Eukaryota, Fungi, Basidiomycota, Microbotryomycetes, Sporidiobolales, Sporidiobolaceae. The transcript is spliced from 10 exons. Gene Ontology annotation, molecular function: protein binding. The record is from RefSeq and is a predicted model, not a curated record.
AUGCCCAGACCGUCCGCCACCACCCCGCACAACUCGCGCGCGACCCCGUCCCCCUUCGGCUUCAGUGAACGCACCCAGGCCGCCCCGCUCCGCAACGGCAAACUCGCAGCGAGGGACUACUACGACGACAGCCAGGCCAACCUCAGCAUCGACCAGGUCGAGGACCUCCGCCGCCAGUCCAACCUCAGCACCUUGUCGCUCUCGCCCCGCCGACCCUCGUCCCUCGCCCACUCUGGCUCGACCACUACCGCCCGCCCUCGCCGUGGCACGCCCCUCGCCUUUGCCCGACCAGGCGACGCCGCCGACGACGACAACACGGGCUUCCUCGCCGCCCACUCGGUCGACGACGGCGCCCCCUGGACCUUGGUCGACCGCCUGCGCAACUGGCGCAACGACGCCAUGACCCAGCACCUGUACGACUCGGCAAAGUUCUGGGGCGGCAAGGUCCUCGAGCUCACCGGCAACGCCGACGACGCCUUCUGGCUCGCCCAGACCCACUUCCUCACGCACCAGUUCGCCCAAGCCGAGCGCAUCCUCACGUCUCCUCGACCCCCUUCAUCCGCCUCGACCUCGACUGCGCCGCCCGUGCGCCUCACCGACGUCAGCCUCGCGUGCCGGUACCUCGCCGCCCAGUGCCAGGUCCGCCUCGGCAAGUGGGACGACGCGCUCGAGAUGGUCGGCCGACGGGGCGUGCUCGGCGCCGACGUGCGCGACGGCAAGGGCGACGGCGGCAUCAAGCUCACCGCCUCGGCCGCACACCUGCGAGGGCUCAUCCACCUGCACAUGAAGGCGACCGAGCUCGCCAAGGAGGCCUUCAUGGAGGCCCUGAGCCGCGACGUCAAGUGCUUCGAGGCGUUCGAGAUGCUCGUCGGCGGCGAGAUGAUGUCGAGCGAGGAGGAGUGGGACUUCAUCCAGGGCUUGCCCUUUCACGCCCAGACCGAGGACGACGCCGAGUUCGUGCGCAUGAUGUACACGGUCCGCCUCAAGAAGAUCUCGCACAACAACGACAUGGCGAUCGCGCGACAGCGGCUCUCGGACGAGUACGGCCUCGGCAACGACCCGGACGUGCUGUGCAGCAGGGCCGACGAGCUGCACAGCGCCAUGCGGUACGCCGAGUGCUUCAAGAUCACGACCCACAUCCUGUCGAUCCACCCGUCGCACCGCCUCACGCUGCCUCUGCACCUCUCGUGCAUGCACCACCUGCCCAACCUGCGGUCCAAGCUGUUCCUCGUCGCGCACGACAUGGUCGACAACGAGCCGGACGACGUCAUCAGCUGGUACGCCGUCGGCCUGUGGUACUUUGCUGGCAAGCGGUGGGAGGAGUCACGCAGGUUCUUUGGCAAGGCCGUCCUCAUCGACCCGCGCUUCGGCCCUGCAUGGCUCGCGUACGCACACUCGUUCGCGCACGAGGGCGAGCACGACCAGGCCAUCACGGCCUACUCGACGGCGCAGCGGCACCUGCCCGGGUCGCACCUCCCGCUCCUCUUCAUCGGCAUGCAGCACCUCGGGCUCGCCAACGUCAAGCUCGCCCAGGAGUACCUCGAGGCGUCCAAGGAGAUCUGUCCAGACGACCCGCUCGUCCUCAACGAGCUUGGCGUCGUCGCACUGCAGAACCAGGAGUUCGACAAAGCUGCCCAGCUGUUCCGCGAGACGCUCGGCGUCGCUCGGCACGUCCAGAGCUCGCCGGCGGCCUGGAGCGCGACGCACCUCAAUCUCGGCCACGCGUACCGCAAGCUCAAGCUGUGGGACAAGGCGCACGCCGCGUUCCGCAAGGUGAUCGAGCUCGACCCGCGGUCGGCGGGCGCGUACGCCGCCCUCGGCAUCGUCGAGCACCAGCGCGGCAACAUGCAGGAGUCGAUCGCGAGGUACCACGAGGCACUAUCGCUCGCACCGGGCGACCCAGUCACGUGCGACCUCCUCAAGCUCGCGCUCGACGACGUCUCGACGCAGAUCUCGGCGCUCAAGCUCCCCUUCCCGGGCCUGCCGGCGCGCACGCUGCGCAACAUCGACGAGCAGGUCGCCGCGCUCGAGGACGACAUCCUGUGCGGGCGCGGGCUCGCCGACGAGGUGCGGGACGAGGCGAGGGCGCGCGAGGGAGACGGAGCCGGCGAGCUGAGUCGGGUCGGGGAGGAGGACGAGGGGGUCGAGGGGAGCGAGAUGCUGCAGAGCAUGGCUGUGUCGCGCAGCGAAGACGGGAUCGAGGUCAGCAUGGAGGAGGAGGACGACGACGAGGGCGACGAUGAGGGCGACGAGGGCGAGACGAUGGACAUGACGGGCGAGUGAGACUGUCCUCGUCGCAGCGCCCGAGCGUGCAACGAGUCGUGCCUCUCGUCUCCCGAU